UUGGGAUUUCCAGGACUUCAUGUUAACCUUGGUGGACGAACGAGGCCCACUGGACCACGCUGGCUGGCUGGGACAGACUGUGCUCUGGUGCUGGAGGGUUGUGCCUGGAGCUCUUCUGCCUGCUUGCACGUGUGAGUGUGGGUGCUUGCGUGUGUAUGCCAUCGUUGUGCGCGUGCAUGGGCAGAGAGUGUGUGUGUGGGGAGCAGGCACGCAAAAGCUCUAGCAGGCGACAGCUCAGCCCUGGGGACCCUCUCCACCUUCUCUCUCCAGACCGGCGCGCGGGGCGGGCACCAGAGCCAGCGGGUUCCAGGGCGGGCUCGGGGAGGUGGAGCUGGAGGAGGAGAGGGGAGAGGGCGGGAGGAGGUGGGAGGAGGAGGGGGGAGGAUCCGGGAAGUUCUGAGGGUAUUUGACAGGAGCGAGGCAAGUCACACCGGACGCGGAGGACCACUGGGUGGGCUCGCGGAGCUGGGGAGAAAGAGGACCACGAGGAGCCGCUGCACUAUCGGCCGCGCGCUCGCCCGCCCGCUCUCCCGGCCCAGUGCCCGGGUGCAGGGCGCAGGGCGCAGGGCGCGGCAGCCUCAAGUCUUGGUCCCCAAGCCGGUCACCAUGCUGCUGCCCCAACUCUGCUGGCUGCUGCUGCUCACCGCGCUGCUGCCCCCGGCGGCCACGCAGAAGUUCUCGGCGCUCACGUUUUUGAGAGUUGAUCAAGACAAAGACAGAGAUUGCAGCUUGGACUGUGCGGGCUCUCCUCAGAAACCUCUCUGUGCAUCAGAUGGAAGGACCUUUUUGUCCCGCUGCGAAUUCCAGCGUGCCAAGUGCAAAGAUCCUCGGUUAGAAAUUGCUUACAGAGGAAACUGCAAAGAUGUGUCCAGGUGUGUGGCUGAGAGGAAGUACACCCAGGAGCAGGCCCGGAAGGAGCUGCAGCAGGUGUUCAUCCCAGAGUGCAACGAGGAUGGUACCUACAGCCAGGUGCAAUGUCACAGCUACACGGGGUACUGCUGGUGUGUCACGCCCAGCGGAAGGCCAGUGAGCGGCACCGCGGUAGCCCACAAGACUCCCCGCUGCCCAGGUUCAGUAAACGAAAAGUUACCCCAACGAGAAGGCACAGGAAAAACAGAUGAUGCCGUGGCCCCAGCGCUAGAGACUCAGCCUCAAGGAGAUGAAGAAGACAUUGCCUCACGCUAUCCCACCCUUUGGACUGAGCAAGUUAAGAGUCGGCAGAACAAGACAAAUAAAAAUUCAGCGUCCUCCUGUGACCAGGAGCACCAGUCUGCCCUGGAGGAGGCCAAGCAGCCCAAGAAUGACAACGUGGUGAUCCCUGAGUGUGCCCACGGUGGCCUCUACAAGCCGGUGCAGUGCCACCCGUCCACGGGGUACUGCUGGUGCGUGCUGGUAGACACAGGGCGCCCCAUCCCCGGCACAUCCACCAGGUACGAGCAGCCAAAGUGUGACAACACAGCCAGGGCACACCCCACCAAAGCACGGGAUCUGUACAGGGGCCGACAGCUGCAGGGAUGUCCUGGGGCCAAAAAGCAUGAGUUUCUGACAAGCGUGUUGGAUGCACUAUCCACAGACAUGGUCCACGCUGUCUCUGACCCUUCCUCGGCAUCUGGCAGGCUCUCGGAACCUGACCCCAGCCACACCCUGGAGGAGAGGGUGGUGCACUGGUACUUUAGACUGCUUGACAAAAAUGCCAGUGGAGACAUCGGCAAGAAGGAGAUCAAACCCUUCAAGAGAUUCCUCCGGAAGAAGUCAAAGCCAAAAAAGUGCGUAAAGAAGUUUGUUGAGUACUGCGACGUGAACAGUGACCACUCACUCUCCCUGCGGGAGCUGAUGGGCUGCCUGGGCGUUGCGCAGGAGGAGGGGUCAGCAAGCACCAGGAAGCGCCACACCCCCAGAGGUAAUGCUGAAGGCACUGCUAAUAGACAGCCCAGAAAGCAAGGAUGAACCGCUUAUAUACCCAAGGCAGUUCCUAGACAUGUGGGAAUCUCCCUCACCAAAGAGCAAUUAAAAACCAAAACCAAAAACAUAUAGUAUUUGCACUUUGUACUUUAAAUGUAAAUUCACUCUGUAGAAAUGAGAUAUUUAAACAGACUGUGUUAAUCUGUGAAAAUGGAAGGCUGGCUUCAGAAAAUUAAUCACAUACAAUGUAUGUGCCUUCUCGCGACCUUGGAAAGCUGUUCCACGAAGAUGCCUUUGAGUGCCUGUGAGCUGCGCUUCCGCCUGACACCCAUCUGCAGCAGCAGCAGACACCUCCUUCUGGAAGGCAUGGCUGCAGCCCUCUGCCCUGGCCCUGCACUGUUUCUUGUCCACUUGCCCAGCUUUGGUGACUCCUGUAAUAUCAAUGUGUAGUGUGCUGCAGUUACUGUGCACAGAUUGGCCUGUUUCUUGGGAUUUUGUUUGUCUGCUUUGUUUGGCUUUUCAGAAAUCUCUCACACCACGAAUCAUGCAACCACUAACUCCAGACAUUCAGGGCAGAUAGUGCCCUGGUAGGAAAGAGCAUUUCCUAUAGUUUGUGUUUCCAUUUCAAGCUUCCUAAGGUUGGGCUUGGGCUCCAUUAAUCACACCAUUAGAUUUCCAGAGUGGCUCCUGCUGAGGGCUAGCACCCUAUAGGACCCCACCUAAAGAGUGAGUCUGAGUCCCACCCUGCCCAUGAAGGCAGGGCUGGUUUAGUCUGGUGGGCUCAGCCCUCUGGACACCUGCUUCUCUCCCAUGUGGCUGUCCCAUCCUGCUGUGGCCUAACCUCCAGCACACUGAAAGGGAAAACUGUCCACUGAAUAAAUUACAGUAUCCCUAGAGAAGGCAGAGCCAGCCCAAAUUGUGCCAGGGGUGUGACUUGGCAGCCAAGGGGGACUGCUCAGCUUCCUGUAGUUCCAUGCUUCCAGGGCAAGAGGACUUGCCUGCUGGUGGGGACCAUCUAGUGGGCUUCUGGGGAAGCUCAGGAGCUAGAUGCUCACGCUGAGCAUGGAGACUGAGGUCAGCAUGCACUCACUGGGCCUACGGAAUACUGGGAGGAUGGACGUGGAACUCAGUGUGAGAGCCACGUGGCCAUCUCAACAUAAACUUUGGGUUGGAAAAAUCUUCGUGGCCUCCAGUCUCCCAACAAUGUCACAUGUAUGAUGUCUGUGGAUGUUCGUGAAGAUAUUUCUUGAAGCCUUUUGCUAUUUAAACUGUGCAAAGGUAAAACACAAGCCUUUGGAGCCCUAAACCAGCUCAAAGUACGUGUCAAUGUUUUUCAAGAAAUAGUUACAAUCUUUUGGAUAAUCUUUUAUAUUUCUAAACUUUGAAUUUAAUCAUUUUUCUUAGAUUAAAAUAAAGUAUGCUAUCAAAACUA
Heterocephalus glaber (naked mole-rat) is the source of this 3334-nucleotide messenger RNA. It is a transcript of the gene Smoc2, whose product is annotated as SPARC related modular calcium binding 2. Gene Ontology annotation, biological process: extracellular matrix organization. Gene Ontology annotation, cellular component: basement membrane. The record is from RefSeq and is a predicted model, not a curated record. NCBI's taxonomy places the organism in Eukaryota, Metazoa, Chordata, Mammalia, Rodentia, Bathyergidae. Gene Ontology annotation, molecular function: heparin binding; calcium ion binding; extracellular matrix binding.